AAAAAAGUCCAAGGUCGUGGAAGAUAUAAUCCUCCAAAGAGAACUGGUGGGCAAGCAAAAUCUGGGUCACUUCCUCGAUUAGGCUUUGAAGGUGGCCAAACACCAUUUUAUCUGGUUAUUCCAAAAUAUGGCUACAAUGAAGGACAUCAUCUCCGGCGUCAAUAUCCACCUAUCAGCCUCAGAAAGUUGCAAUACCUUAUUGACUUAGGCAGAAUUGAUCCCAUGCAACCAAUAGAUCUUACCCAACUGACCAAUGCCAGAGGUGUAACAAUGCAGCCAUUCAAAAGACAUUAUGGUGUACAUCUUGUGGAAGAGGGUGCUGAUACUUUUGCAGCAAAAAUAAACAUUGAAGUACAAUGGAUAUCUGAACUAGCCAUAGCUGCUGUUGAAAAAAAUGGUGGUGUAAUUACUACAGCUUUCUAUGAUCCAAGGAGUUUGGAGGUUCUUUGCAAGCCAGUGCCAUUUUUUCAAAGAGGCAAACCGAUUCCAAGGCGAAUGCUUCCUCCUGAAGAUCUUGUCCGUUACUAUACAGAUCCUGCAAACCGAGGCUACUUGGCUGAUCCUUCAAAGGUUGCUGAAGCAAGGAUAGAACUUUCCCAAAAAUAUGGUUAUACAUUACCAGAUAUUACCAAAGAUGAACUCUUCCAAAUGCUGAGUACUCGGAAGGAUCCUAGGCAGAUUUUUUUUGGACUUUCUCCAGGUUGGAUAGUAAAUAUGUCAGAAAAGAAGAUUUUGAAACCAACAGAUGAGAAGUUGCUAAAAUAUUACAGCUCCUGAAUACUGUAAUUGGAUAUAUCAUUUAAUUUUUUCAUGUUAUAUAAAUAAAAUUGUUUUUUUUUCUAAAAAUAAAUCAGUUGUAGUUAACAAUAGUAUAAUAAAACAUGAACAUUUAACUGCAUUAGAGUUUAUUUUCCUUAUGUCAGAUGCAAGUUUUAGUAUGAUUAAUCCUUAGUAUACAGACUAACUAACUAACCAUCCUUUAAGUCACUUACUGCAAAUUUCUGGGUCUUCUUCCUGCAUUGCUUUCUUAUAGAAGUUCAGUAAAUAUGCCUUUCAUACCCUUUUAGCUUGAGAUCCAGAUGGGUACCAAAGUUUGUAUAAUGGUUAUGCUGAUUUCUUGUUGUUGAAUGUGUAUGUUAUUUUUUAUAGUUAUGUCUUUUGAUGAUUUUUGUUACUGUUGUUAGCCUUCCACAGUCAAUUUGAAAUAAGUGAAUGUAUAAUAACUGACUGAAUACAUAUAGGAUCAGAUAAUGUCAUCUUAAAUGUUUGAAUAAUAAUUGAAAGUAUUGCAAUUAUUUUAAGAUAUAUCUAGGAUAAUUUUGGGACACGAUGGCUCAGUGGCUGAGCUUGUCGAUCAGAAAGGUCGGCAGUUCAGCGGUUUGAUCCCUAUUGCCG
This is a messenger RNA of Thamnophis sirtalis, 1395 nucleotides long. The record is from RefSeq and is a predicted model, not a curated record. Lineage: Eukaryota; Metazoa; Chordata; Lepidosauria; Squamata; Natricidae.